Messenger RNA from Thamnophis elegans (Western terrestrial garter snake), 969 nucleotides. Its product is annotated as serine protease 27-like. The transcript is spliced from 6 exons. NCBI's taxonomy places the organism in Eukaryota, Metazoa, Chordata, Lepidosauria, Squamata, Natricidae. The record is from RefSeq and is a predicted model, not a curated record. Gene Ontology annotation, biological process: proteolysis. Bases 1 to 969 code for a protein of 322 amino acids. Gene Ontology annotation, molecular function: serine-type endopeptidase activity.
AUGGUGAGAUUUCUUGGGAUUGAAAGUCUGACCCUUCUCUCUCUUCUGAUGGGCAUUACAGAGGCCCAGCCACCUCCAGCUUGUGGCCGAUUUAUCCCCUCUUCCCGAAUAGUAGGAGGUUCAGUCGCUGAGGUGGGUUCAUGGCCAUGGCAGGCCAGCGUACAGAUAUUAGAGUCACAUCACUGUGGGGGAACCCUCAUUGCCUCACGCUGGGUUCUCUCAGCAGCACAUUGCUUUGCCAGUCUCUCAGAUCCCUCUUUAUUUGCCAUUCUUUUGGGAUCCUACAAUCUCUCCAAUCCUGGACCAGAGUCGGUACUAGUAAAUGUGAAGCAAAUUAUCAUACACUCCAACUACACUGCGCUCAUAAAAGGCCAAGAUAUUGCGCUAAUAGAACUUGAAACCCCUGUGAAUUUCACCCAGCAUAUCCAGCCUGCCUGUUUACCAGGAUCUCCCAUUGUCUUCCCUCCCAGAUUGGGUUGUUGGGUUGCAGGCUGGGGGAACAUUGGACCACAAGUCCCACUUCCUGAACCUGAGCUUUUGCAGGAAGUGCUUCUUCCCCUUAUUGACAGGGCUACCUGUGAGACUCUUUACAGUGACUACAAAGAGCCUGGGAUAGUGGAAGUAAUAAAAUAUGACAUGAUAUGUGCAGGCUACAUGGAAGGAGGGAAGGAUGCUUGCCAGGGGGAUUCAGGGGGACCAUUGCUUUGUCCAUGGAAUGGAGAUUGGGUUUUGGCUGGUGUAGUGAGCUGGGGAGAUGUUUGUGCUGCUCCCAAACGUCCUGGUAUUUAUAUUCGGGUUAGUGCCCACACCAGCUGGAUUUUGAGACAUGCUCCAGAAGUAAAAUCUAGUUUCAUUAAUGCCCUAAACCUAACUACCCCUUGCAAUGGAUGUUCCUUGGUUGCUUUUGCUAAUAUAGCUAUGCUUCUUUCAUUAAUUAACAAUAUUAUAACUAUUAUUUUUAUAUAUUAA